CCACAUCAAGAUAUAGCGAAUUCACUUCAAAGGUUCUAAGUUAUAACUCAAAGUUCAGCAAAAAUGGCAAAUCUUGUUUUAAUCCUAAUUAGUCUUCUUGCCAUUGGAUGGACACUAGUACACGCUGGUGAACCUAGCCCGCUUCAAGAUUUCUGCGUAGCAGACUUCGAUAGUCCAGUGAGAGUGAAUGGUCAUGCAUGUCUAGACCCUAAAAAGGUAACAGCCGAUCACUUCUUCUUCGAAGGACUACAUAAACCUGGAAACACAUCAAAUCCCUUGGGGUCCUUCGUAAACCGGCCGACCGUGGAUGAAAUUCCCGGGCUCAACACUCUUGGCAUCUCCACCGUACGAGUCGACUACGCACCACGUGGGGUUGUUCCUCCCCAUCGACACCCACGAGCAUCAGAAAUUUUGAUAGUGCUGGAGGGGGAAGUACUUGUCGGAUUUGUCACCUCAGAUUCAGAAAACAAGCUGUUUUCGAAAGUUUUGAAGAAGGGUGAUGUUUUUGCCUUCCCAUUUGGGCUCAUUCACUUUCAACAAAAUGUUGGGCAUGGGAAUGCUGUGACUAUAGCCUUCUUGAGCAGCCAGAAUCCGGGUGUCAUUCCCAUUGCUAAUACUGUUUUUGGAUCAAAUCCAUCUAUUAAUGAUGAUUUACUAGCCAAGGCCUUCCGAGUUGACAAAUCGAUCAUCCGUAAUCUCAAAUCCCCAUACUAAGGGUCUCUCUUUCUCUACGUAUAACAGCCUCGAGUUGGUCUUUUAGAUUGGCAUAGGCAAGGUUCUUACCAUUUUCAGGCACGACACGAGGGAUAAAUACCUUACUAGUAUUUGAAUUAGAAUGCUAGACGGAGGAUGUAACUUCUAUUUCAUUAGGCUAUCUGUUAUUAAUUUGUUUCAUUAAUUAUUAAUUUGUUUCAUUAAUUAAAGUUUUUUAUGUUAA
This is a messenger RNA of Olea europaea var. sylvestris, 937 nucleotides long. RefSeq names its product putative germin-like protein 2-1. Lineage: Eukaryota; Viridiplantae; Streptophyta; Magnoliopsida; Lamiales; Oleaceae. The transcript has 2 exons. The coding region runs from base 64 to 714 and encodes 216 amino acids. Gene Ontology annotation, cellular component: cell wall. The record is from RefSeq and is a predicted model, not a curated record. Gene Ontology annotation, molecular function: manganese ion binding.